Nannospalax galili (Upper Galilee mountains blind mole rat) is the source of this 1010-nucleotide messenger RNA. Its product is annotated as MHC class I polypeptide-related sequence B-like. The record is from RefSeq and is a predicted model, not a curated record. The coding region runs from base 21 to 1010 and encodes 329 amino acids. NCBI's taxonomy places the organism in Eukaryota, Metazoa, Chordata, Mammalia, Rodentia, Spalacidae. The transcript has 5 exons. Gene Ontology annotation, biological process: positive regulation of T cell mediated cytotoxicity; immune response; antigen processing and presentation of endogenous peptide antigen via MHC class I via ER pathway, TAP-independent. Gene Ontology annotation, cellular component: external side of plasma membrane.
AAGAACCAGCACUGGUGAGGAUGGUGUCCCGGGAACCCAGCGCCGUGUGCCAACUGCUGCUGCUGUUGAUCCUGAAGGAUUCACUGGGGUCGUCUGCAGGAACCCACACUCUGCGCUAUGACCUCAUGGCCUUGUCUCAAGAGGGGUCUGGGCAGGCCCAGUUCCUAGCCCUGGGAUACCUUGAUGAUGAGCUCUUCCUCCGCUAUGAUGGGGACAACAGAAGGGCAGAGCCCUUGGGGCUCAGGAUGAAGAGAUACAUGGGAGCUGAACCCUGGGCAAGAGAGACUGAAGACCUGCAGGAGAAGGAGCAACAGCUCAGGAGGAUGCUGGCAGAGCUCAUGGGCCAGAAGGGCCAGGACAGGGGCCUUCACUCCCUCCAGGCCACACUAGGUUGUGAGCUCCAAGGUACCAACACUGGAGGUUUCUGGCGCUUGGGCUAUGAUGGGCAAGAUUUCCUCACCUUUGAUCUGGAGACCCUCAGGUGGAAAGAGACCGAGACCUCAGAGAAGCUACCUGAGGCAUUCUUGGAGACAUAUGGCCCCACAGUUGAUCAAGUGAAGAAUUUCUUGAAUAAUGGAUGUCCUGCUAGACUCUGGGGAUACCUGAAUUCCUUGAAGGACCAUCUGGAGGAUACAGGUCCCCUACCAAUUGUGACACGCAGGAACUACCCAGUGGGCAGGAUCACCCUGACAUGCCAGGCUUUUAAUUUAUAUCCCCCCAUCACCACCCUGAUCUGGCUUCGGGAUGGGAAGCCCGUGCAGCAGCGCACCUUUGGACCUGGGACUAUUCUGCCCAAUGGGGAUGGGACCUACCAGACCUGGGUGUCCAUGUGGAUCCUUCCUGGAGAGGAGCCCUGGUUCUCCUGUCACAUGCAACACGGCAGCCACAGCACCACGGUAUCUGCUGUCUUUGGACAUCAAGCCAAGAACACUGAUGGUACCACCAACACUGCUGCCACUCUGGCUGUUUCUGUUCUUCCUGCCAUAUUGGUGAUGCUGACCUGGACCUAG